Messenger RNA from Puntigrus tetrazona (Sumatra barb), 1340 nucleotides. RefSeq names its product cell death activator CIDE-3-like. Gene Ontology annotation, biological process: regulation of apoptotic process; apoptotic process. NCBI's taxonomy places the organism in Eukaryota, Metazoa, Chordata, Actinopteri, Cypriniformes, Cyprinidae. The record is from RefSeq and is a predicted model, not a curated record.
AAAUACUCAUGCUGUCAGAGUGGAACAAAGGUGAAAAAAAGAGUGUUGCAAUGAUCCUCCGAAGCAACGAACAGAUCCGCCACACAGAGUUACUGUAAAUGCCAAACAAUUCCAGAACAAAAAGAGGAUCCGAAGAGCUUUCUUUUUAAGUUUCCUGGAGCUACACAGUUGAUUCCAAUGGAAAAUGCCAGGAAAUCCCUUGAUGUGUUCUCAACUUCCCUUUCAAAAUGCAUAUCAGCCUGUGGUUCUAUGACACAGCAGCUCUUACCACGUUGGCCUCAGCACUCCAGACCCUUCAGGGUCAUCAACUCUGACCGCUCUAUUAAGAAAGGCAUCAUGGCAAAUGCUGAGGACCUAAAGAACAAGGUGAUUGAUAUAUUCCACAUGCAUUGCAUGAGGGCUUUAGUGUUGGAUGAGGAUGGAACUGGAGUGGAUACGGAGGACUUUUUUCAAACCUUAAAAGACAACACUGUCCUAAUGGUCUUAGGGGAAGGACAGAAGUGGGCUCCACAGCAGGUCAAAACACCUUCGGAUCAGAAGAAAGUAGGAAGGAAACAAUCAACCAAGAGCUAUCCUGGAUGUGGCUGGAAAAAAACAAGGAAAGAUGUUGCCAAACUGACUUUUGAUCUUUACAAAAAUCACCCGCAGGACUUUAUUGGCUGCCUGAACGUGCAGGCGACACUGUAUGGAAUGUAUUCUGUGUCGUACGACUUGCAGUGCUACAAGGCGAAAAGAAUGCUACGGGAAGCUCUAAGAUGGACUCUCUUCACUAUGCAGACUACUGGCCAUGUUUUAGUAGGAACCUCGUGUUAUAUUCAGCAUCUCAUCGAUGAGGAUGAGAAGACAGAUGCACAUCUGAUAUCUCCUGCAUGCAUCAUCAAGGAGUUACAUCAUUAAACCACGGCUAGGGCAAACUGACAAGAGUGCACCGCUUGUUGAUUUAAUGCUUUAUAAAAUGUGUAUUUAAAUGAGUUAUUAUUAACGUCUAUGUAAACAGCUAAAUAUGCAGUUAACAAUGUUUGCAAAAAAAAAAAUGUUUAACGUUAUUUAUCCUCACAAAAAUGUAAACGCGGCUCUUCCAUGUGAGAGGUUACACCACUCUUGAAUUUUCAAUUACACAAACACGUCUAGGGGGACGCAAGGUUACAUGUGGUUUGCCACUGAAAGGAAGAACAGCUGUCCUUCCUGUCUCCCUUAGGCAUCUUACAGUACGGAUAUUGCAGUUUAUUGCUCUGGCCACAUCUGAGUCAGCGGGCCUCUUUAAUGUCUAUGGUUUGAUGUAUAAAAAGUGUGAAAAUAUUGACUAAAUUAUCUUUAAAAUACAUUAUUCUGAAAAGGGA